AUGGCAGCUCCCUACUCAUUUGCCCUGCGCCGGACGAUCCAUCACUCGGCUUCCCUGCUGCGGUCGCAGCCGCAACGGCGGUACGCACGAGUCCACGACGUGCGCUUCGUCACGACACACCGCGACUCAACCCGGAUCCUGGACAGGUACAAGGACAAGCUGGAGCGGAAGGCGAAACAGGAAGGUCACAACUCCAUUUCGUCUCUAAAGGAAGCGUACGCCGAAAAGAUCAACGAGUACAAGCGUUCAGCGACGGAUCCUCCUACGGAGCAAUCUACACCCGCUCCCAAACGGUCGUCGCUCCAGCAGCCACCGCCACCCGCACCUACGCCGCAGCCAUCCGCUUCCUCUGUACAGAGUCAGAAUCAAGCUUCGGAGGGGAAGCCCGAAUCCAGUGCUCCAGGCAUCAGGCCGUUGUCAUCGUACCUUGACCUGGAAAAGGUCGCGGCCCUCUCCAACAAAGAGGUGGAAUACAUUUGGCGAGUCCGUCACGCAGACGACCCUCUGUCACUAUGCGCAGUCAUCCCCCUUGAUACGUACAACCGUAUCUACCGUACGGCCCGAACACACCCACAAUUUGUUCUUCCACUUCCCCGACCAGUGGCCGACGAUGGGAGUGGCGAUGUCAAACAGUCGCCUCAGGGCUUCGAGGGUGGUGAACGAUCUGCAGCAGAUAUCCAUUUCCUCCAAUGGGGCUUCCAUCCCCCGGCUAGUGCUCCUGCGAGCCCAAGAGUCAACACUUUAAACUCUCAUAUAAGUACUGUUCUCUUCACACACUUGGCUGCUUUCAAAGUCCACGGGGCAUAUGCGCAGCCUCACACUACCGUCACACACCAUCUUGACCUAGCAGAUUCUCAUGGCAUUGUCUUGCUCAGUGGUUCUGUCGUGGAGAAUCGAGGCGUCAGUGUCGAAGAGGGCAGAUGGCUGCUGAUGUGUCUGCAAAGAUUUUAUGAUUAUGAAGGCCACGGCGGUGGCAUCGGCCGUGAGAAACGCCAGGGGUUGUUGGAAAAAUUCAGCAAGGGUGAUCAGGGCUUCAACAUACAAGAAUUGGUUGAUGAAGCUGAAAGAAUAUCAUGA
Molecule: messenger RNA, 1077 nt
Organism: Exophiala spinifera
Lineage: Eukaryota; Fungi; Ascomycota; Eurotiomycetes; Chaetothyriales; Herpotrichiellaceae
Exons: 2
Coding region: 1-1077 (358 amino acids)
Biological process (GO): mitochondrial proton-transporting ATP synthase complex assembly
Cellular component (GO): mitochondrion
Source: RefSeq, a predicted model, not a curated record